UGAUCAAGUAGUUUUAAAAGCUUUAGAAUAUUCUGUUAAUGGACAAAGUUUUCAUGUAGAUUUUAGUAAAGAAAAAGAAAAUCAUUUAGCAAUAAAUAGUAAAGCAAUUGAUCAGGGCAAAUCUCACAAAAUGCUUAUCAAGAUCUUGCAGCAAUUAAUUUUUAUAUACCUCAAGAAUAUGCAAUAUCAGAAGCAAGAAUAG
This is a messenger RNA of Racocetra persica, 202 nucleotides long. The record is from the annotation of a GenBank genome assembly. Lineage: Eukaryota; Fungi; Glomeromycota; Glomeromycetes; Diversisporales; Gigasporaceae.